UGUCAAAUUCCAUUAAAACUGAACUGGAACCAAUGUUUUUGCCCUUCGUUUCAUAAUUUGCACUUCACACAUUGACUGAUUAGUUUUUAUUUAGUACCUCGCACUUCGCAGGUAUUCUGUACAGCUGUGAACGAAGUGUAUAUCCUUAAGUUUAAGAGAAUACAAACGCUCCCAGUUAUUUGCACAAAAUGCCAAAGAAAUUCACUGGAGAGAAUAGCAAAGCUGUAGCAGCUCGACAGCGCAAAGAAAAUGCUAAACUGGAAAAAGAUCAAAAAACAAAGAAAGCUGUAGAGGAUGCAGAAUGGGAAGAUAAUGAUGAUAAACUUAAGAAGAAACAACAGAAAAAGGAAGAGCAAGAAAAAAAACGUUUAGAUCAAUUACAAAAGAAAGCUGAAGCAAAGGCACUGCUUGAAAAGGAAUUGGAAUCUAUUAAAAGUACCACCAAGACUGCACCACCUCCUCCAAAAAUCACCAGAGCACAGAUUUCUCAAGCCAAGGAGAAGAUGGCUAAGCCUGAAACUGCUAAGCCUGUGCCCUCAAAGGUUGUCAUUGAAGAACCUCCCUUAGAAGAAAAUCUAAACAGGAUACAGUUAGAUGGUGAAUUAGCACAGACUGUUGAUGAAGCUCUCGCGAUACUCAGUGAUAAGCCGGAAGUAGAUAGACAUCCUGAAAAACGACUUAAAGCAGCCUUCACAGCCUUUGAACAAAUCAAUCUGCCACGUCUUAAAGCCGAGAACCCUUCGCUCAGGCUUUCUCAGCUCAAAGAACUGCUAAAGAAAGAAUGGCACAAAUCACCACAGAACCCCCUCAAUCAAAGGGUCUGAACUAAUGAGACUGUUAUUAAAUUCAUUUUCACUAAGAUGUCAGUAAUAAGAAAUGUAUGACUGUUCAUAGAACAUCAUAUCAGUAUUGGUAUUUGAUGAUACUAACCUUUGUGCAAUAAACUUGGGAAAUAUCAGUUACAAAAUAAAUUCAUACUAUUGAAAUGGC
This is a messenger RNA of Bombyx mori (domestic silkworm), 990 nucleotides long. Its product is annotated as coiled-coil domain-containing protein 124. The transcript has 5 exons. Gene Ontology annotation, cellular component: nucleus. The record is from RefSeq and is a predicted model, not a curated record. Bases 189 to 824 code for a protein of 211 amino acids. Gene Ontology annotation, biological process: transcription by RNA polymerase II. NCBI's taxonomy places the organism in Eukaryota, Metazoa, Arthropoda, Insecta, Lepidoptera, Bombycidae. Gene Ontology annotation, molecular function: transcription coactivator activity.